Molecule: messenger RNA, 1899 nt
Organism: Serpula lacrymans var. lacrymans S7.9
Lineage: Eukaryota; Fungi; Basidiomycota; Agaricomycetes; Boletales; Serpulaceae
Exons: 2
Coding region: 1-1899 (632 amino acids)
Source: RefSeq, a predicted model, not a curated record
AUGAUUCUAGAAGCUCGUUCUCCGUGUUCCGUUGUUCAAGGAACUCCUCGACCUUUGAAGCGUAGACAUCCUUCAUUGUCAGAGCUGCCAUUCUUUACUCCUGCAGCAAGUUCUUUUAACCCACCACCGUAUGGGGGAAGCGGGGAGGGUCAACAACGUGGCAGACUCCCUUUAUUCUCUCAUAGUCACUCUGCGGGCAAACCUAUGCACUCUCUCCCGGCCCUAGACCCAUUACCAUCUGAUCCACAUGUUUUGUUCAUUCAUCCACCCUUCACGUCAUUCCCAAAUUCUGAGCUCUUUUCUGAAGGGCUCUCUUAUUCGUUAAUGUCUGCUAAUCCAGACUGGUUCUUGGAUCCAUCCGAUUUUAUUAGCAGUAACACAUCGAAUCUGGCCACGAUGGCUUAUCCUCCCCAGCUGGAACCCCCAAGAGGCUGGUGCCCCGCAAAGCAGAGAAACAUCAAGGUGUCCAGCUCUGAUGGUUGGCCAGAUGGAGAAGAGCCGAGAUUGAGAUGUACAUUUUGUAGGAGGACUUACGCUGGUGUAAAUGCUAAGAGCAUGUGGAGACGCCACGUAUAUGAAAAACAUAAAAUCGCGAUGUCAAAUCGUCGUGAUGGUAGCGAGCGUUACAGAAAUGGACGUGGCACAUGUCGAAAAGCAAAAUUCUCUGACAAAGAGAACGAUGGGGAUGGGACUACCUGCGAGGGAAAGGUGUGCAAAUCCAAAUCAAUAAAUAUGUGCGCAGUUAGAAGUCCACUCGGGUCUUCAACCCCCCCAUCGAUAAAACUGAAGCAACCAUGGCAUUCGCCUGUCACGAGUUCAUCAGGUCAUAAAGAUCGUCACGCUGUAACCCAUCGCGAACAUAUUUUAGAACAACAACCAUCAUGUUCCUCACCCGUUGACACCGCAGUCUGUUGUCCCGACAAUCAAUUCGCAUUAGAGGAUAUGCCAGUGAGACCUUUGUUGUCUGUCGGGACGUUGAGUUCAAUGGAAUCUGUCAAUCCAACUAUUCCUCCUUCACCUUAUAAUCCCCUCCGCACUCCGUCUUUUCGCCAUUCAGCUCCACAGCUUCCAUCUGACCAGCCCUGGCGCUUCCCAAGUCCCAGCCACCCUUUACACUCUCGAAAUCGGGAAUUUUGCUUAAGCACACUCGCCAGAGGGGUGGUUAGCCCAGAGCACCGAGAAUUACCCAUUGUCAGCCAUAACAAAACAUUUGUAAAUGUUUUUAGGAGCCCCAAAGACACCAACGAAAAACGAUUUUCUGAUUACAACAUUUGCGAUAGUAAAUUAAGCUACUCCCUGACGGUUCCCUUGGAAGCAUCCCCUUCACUUUUCCAGUCGCACCAUUCUCCUACUCUACUAGGUCGGGAUGACAUGUCCUCUCGAAGGAUCGAUGAACCUUACAAGGUUUCUCGCGAUGAUCCAUUUACUGGUCCGAAGGAAACAACGAAGGAUAUUGACAUGCCUCAAUCUUGGGAAGUGUCCACUUUGGCCGAUAACGAUAGGAGUGAAACCAUAUAUUUAGCCAGUGAUGAUCCGUUUGGCCGUCUAUAUCGCCCAUGGUUCGACGGUAGUGCAGCCCAGCACAAAGCAAACUGCGUCGGAAAUGUGAGCCCGGAAGUAGGGAGUCCUGUUUUGCGUAAUCCGUGUGGAGGCCAAUGGCACGGUAUUUCUGUUCAAAGGGCGAACCUGUUUAGGAUUGAGGGACAGGAGCAAAAUCAAUGUUACCCACUGUUGUCAGAGAACGGUGCUAUUGAUGCACUCCUUUCCUCCAUGGAAAACAUUGAUGAAACAAGGACUGUCGAUUCCGGAAUUCACGGUGAUGGUGUUCUGGUGGUGCAAUCAGAUUUUGGCAACGAUCAUCGGUUCGGGCAGAAAGCUAAGAAAAUCCGUAAAUUUUAG